AUGCCUUUCUCCGACUCCGCCGUCCCCGGGUCUGCCCUGCUCUCGUCUGCGCUAGUUUCUGCUUGGCCGGCCUCUCACGCUCAGCGAUAUCACGACAACUUUGAGGUCGCCGGCUUUGGCCAGCUCGAUCAAAACGGCGACGCCAACAGCUGGUCCCUGGGCGACUUCCUCGCCCAGGAUGAGAUGCGGGUCAUGAUGCGCACCAAGUCGCUCACAUUCCGUGAGCACGGAGCCAACGGCGCCCGCAGCAUCGCGUGCGGCUCCGAGCUGACUGAUGAGGCGGCGUACGCCUUUGCGCGCACUUGCAGAGCCGGCGCCGAAUCGUGGGCGGGGCGGAGACACGGCUUGACCUUUGCCGAAGUACGCGAGCGCGUCGACGAGCACUUUCAGAUCGGGCACUUUCAGAUUUCCCGGAAGAAGGGCAUGGAGAUCCUUCUCCGCCCGCACGACGGCCCUUCGACGGGCAGCGUCCGCAUAUUUGCCAUCGCGGCCAGCCUGGGGCUGCUCGUGCGGGCGCGCUGGAUCCGGCUCGCCGCCGACACAGAGCACGUCUGCGCCCUCGCCCAGGCGCUCGCCUCGGGGGCGUGCUGGAAGCUCGAGGAGCUGUACCUACCGCGCAGCAAGAUUGGGGACGGCGGCGUGCUGGCCCUCUGCGACGCCGGCCUGCAGGGCGCGCUGAGCCGGCUCCACCGCCUCCACCUCGGCGGAAAUCUCAUCUCGGACGCGGGCGCGUGCGCCCUCUCGGUUUAG
Messenger RNA from Emiliania huxleyi CCMP1516, 750 nucleotides. RefSeq lists its product as hypothetical. Bases 1 to 750 code for a protein of 249 amino acids. Lineage: Eukaryota; Haptophyta; Isochrysidales; Noelaerhabdaceae. The transcript is spliced from 7 exons. The record is from RefSeq and is a predicted model, not a curated record.